GACGGCUCCAAUUCACUUUCUGGGGCACUUUGACGCCUCCGCACUUCACUCGCCCGCGCACCGCCUUCAACCUCAGCUCAAUUGCUUGCGCUGCGACUGCCUCUCUCACAAUGGCAUCGUGCCGAGCUUUCCAGGCGCUGCCUCUGCGCAGCUUGCUCAAUCGACCAUGCAUGAGCGCCGUCCGCCAGCAACAACGAGCCUCGAGCUACUCGUCGACCCAAGCCAUAGCAUACAAAGCGCUCCACCGUCGCAUCGCACCGCUCCCCACGGAAGACCGCCCUCCCGCCUGGUCUGCGCCCGCUGCCGUCAGCAGCAUCCUCUACGAGACCCCUCUACCGUCCCAAGCUCCACCAAAACGUCAUAUCCUCAACUGCUUAGUGCAGAACGAGCCUGGUGUGCUCUCUCGCGUCUCUGGAAUUCUGGCGGCCCGCGGCUUCAACAUCGACAGCUUGGUCGUCUGCAAUACCGAGGUCGAUGACCUCUCCCGCAUGACCAUUGUGCUGCAGGGCCAAGAUGGCAUCGUUGAGCAGGCCCGUCGCCAGCUUGAGGAUCUCGUCCCCGUCUGGGCAGUGCUGGACUACACGCAGUCUCCGUUGGUCCAGCGCGAGCUGUUGCUUGCCAAGAUCUCCAUCCUGGGCCCCGAGUACUUUGAGGAGCUGCUUGCCCACCACCGCGAGAUGGCUCAGACGCCCGAGGAGGAAGAGGGCCCGAACAUGGACGACUGGACAGAAGAGGAACGCCACACGUAUGCGGAGGAGGCCGCUCGUGAUUCGUUGAAGAAGGACUUCCACCCAAGCAACCUCGCCGUCAGUCAGGCGCUACGACACAAGUCGGAGCAUCUGCGCGCCAUUACCUUCAUGACACAUCAGUUUGGAGGAAAGGUUCUGGACAUUAGCACAAACAACUGCGUUGUGGAGGUCUCGGCAAAGCCAAACAGGAUCGAUUCGUUCAUGAAGCUUAUUGCUCCUUUUGGUAUCUUGGAAUCCGCCAGGACGGGCCUCAUGGCCCUCCCGCGCUCCCCACUCCACGCAACGGAGGAUGUCGACCACAAGGACGCCGAGGAUGUCGUCGAUAGUAGCCUGCUUCCCCCCGGCUAGGUUCCAGCGAUGAACCGGUAGAAAGUGUCCCUGAGAGUCGAAUAUGUGCAAGUGGUGUGAUUUAUGUGUAAGACUUACUUCAGUUUGGCGUUCAAAAGGACAAUCUGAUUAACUCGUCCAUAUGCUGGCGACUCAACGCUGCAUGCACUUGACCCUCUUCCC
Dothidotthia symphoricarpi CBS 119687 is the source of this 1259-nucleotide messenger RNA. RefSeq names its product mitochondrial acetolactate synthase-like protein small subunit. The coding region runs from base 111 to 1097 and encodes 328 amino acids. The transcript has 2 exons. Gene Ontology annotation, molecular function: acetolactate synthase regulator activity. The record is from RefSeq and is a predicted model, not a curated record. Gene Ontology annotation, cellular component: mitochondrial nucleoid; acetolactate synthase complex. Lineage: Eukaryota; Fungi; Ascomycota; Dothideomycetes; Pleosporales; Dothidotthiaceae. Gene Ontology annotation, biological process: branched-chain amino acid biosynthetic process.